Fonticula alba is the source of this 1464-nucleotide messenger RNA. RefSeq lists its product as hypothetical. The record is from RefSeq and is a predicted model, not a curated record. The coding region runs from base 1 to 1464 and encodes 487 amino acids. NCBI's taxonomy places the organism in Eukaryota, Rotosphaerida, Fonticulaceae. Gene Ontology annotation, cellular component: spliceosomal complex. Gene Ontology annotation, biological process: mRNA splicing, via spliceosome. The transcript is spliced from 5 exons.
AUGAACUCCCUCGUCAGCAUCCUCGCGGCCAACAAGCCCAAGUCUCUGCUCGGCGAUGAGUAUGACGACGUGACCUCCAGCUCGGAUUCCGACUCCGACAAUGAGACUCAGCUUGCCCAAUCCAGCACCGGUGCUACGGCACUGGUGCCCCAUGCGGCGGGGGCCCGCGCGUCCGGCGGCCCGGCCAAGGGCAACGAGCUGACCGCCAUCGAUGAGCAAGGGCGUCGUGACUACGGAGCUCUGGUUCGCGGGUCACAGAACAAUGUCCAUCGCUAUCAGGACCUCCUGCCGAAGGACAUCGACCCGUCGGACCCGUCCUUCAACCGGCCCGACGAGGAAACCGAGCAGAGCACCAUCGAGGCCACCCGCGAGGCCCUCAACAAGCAGCUGGCCAAUCGCAUGAAGGCCGCCAACCCCACGCGCAACAUCCUCAAGGAGACCUCGGCCCCGACGAUGAUCCACUACACCCCCCAGAACGAAACCAAAGAGCGCGUCGUCAUGAUGAUCCAGCGCAAGCAGGACCCCCUCGAGCCGCCGAAGUUCCGCGCGCGCAAGCUCCCGGUCGGCCCUUCGGAGCCGACGGCCCCGGUCAUGCGGUCCCCCCCGCGUGCCCUUUCCGCCAAGGAGCAGGCCGCCUGGUAUAUCCCCCCCUCGAUUUCCAAUUACAAGAACGCCAAGGGACAUGUGGUCCCACUUGACAAGCGCGUGGCCGCCGAUGGAAAGGCCCUGCAGGAGACCACUCGCGCUAUGACCGAGGAGGAGCGCCAGCGCGACGCCGCCCGCCGCGACCUGGCAUACGACGUCCGCCGGGAGAUGCGCAUGUCGGCCACCGGGCGCACGCGCGAGCGCGACACCUCCGAAGACGUGGCCCUUGGCCAGGCCCGGCCGACCGGUCGCACGGAUGGCGACAUGCUGGUCGACCAGCGGGUCUAUGCUCGGGCCCAGGCCCUCGAUGGGGCCGGCAGUGGUCGUUGGAAUGACGAGGACGCCUACAAUGUCUACACCGAUCCCCUUUACUCGACCGCCAGCCGCGGGGUGUAUGUCCCGACUGACGAUGGCAGCGGGGCCGGCGCCCGGCGCGGCCCGGUGGAGUUCGAGCGUGACACCGCCCCGCACAUGCCCACCACCGAGGCGGAUGACACCGGCCGGCCGGCCCGUGGCGGCCCCGGCACCGGUGCCCCGGCGGACGAUGACCGGUCGCACUAUCGCGAUGAUCGGCGCGACUUCCGCGACCGGAGCCCCGGUCGUGACCACGACCGUGACCGGCGCAUGCCCCCCCCCUCCCGCGGCGGACGCCAUGACGAUGAGGAUGACGAUGUCUUCGGUGUGGAUGCCCUCAUGGACUCGGCCCGGCAUUCGCGCUCGGCCCGCCGGCCGCGCGAGGACAGCCGGGAACGCGGCUACGACCGGUCGUCGCGCGACCGGGACCGCGAGCGCGACCGCGACUACGAUCGUCGCCGUUGA